GCCCAUCAAGCCGACGUCGACAUCUAACCGAGACUCAGUGAGGCCGAGAUGGCGUGCCGCCAUGUUUGAUUUAGGAUAACCCCUCCCCCUCAGCAUCUUCAUGAGGACACCGAGGAGAGUGGACACAGCGGGUAUUAGACGGAGCUGGAGUUUUGGCAGUCUUGACCGAAUAUGGCCUCGCCGAGGACAGUAACCAUCGUCGCUCUUUCUUUUGCACUAGGUCUGUUUUUCGUCUUCAUGGGAACGAUUAAACUUACACCGCGAUUAAGCAAAGAUGCUUACAGUGAAAUGAAAAGGGCAUAUAAGAGUUAUGCAAAGGCUCUUCCAGGUUUAAAAAAGCUGGGCAUCACAUCAGUGCUUCUGCGCAAGAUCAUCGGCACCGUCGAAGUGGCGUGUGGUGUGGUCCUGACACUUGUGCCUGGGAAACCGAAAGAUGUUGCGAACUUCCUGCUGCUGCUGGUCAUGCUAGCUGUGCUCUUCUUUCACCAGCUUGUAGGUGAUCCUCUGAAACGCUACGCUCAUGCACUGGUGUUUGGCAUCCUGCUCACCUGCCGCCUCCUUAUCGCGCGCCAGAGUGAUGACCAACCUGAGAGGGAGGAACGACAAGAAGAACAGGGCAACGCCCAGGAAAAGAACAAAAUCAAAGUUUCUUAGCUUCUAUUUUUCUGACUGUAGGAAAUGCAAAACAAUGUGGACAUUUCCUGAACAUCAGAUAUGGAGUGACAAGUAAAUGAUGGUCACCAAAGAAGGUGAUUUUCAUUCUUUCUGCUCAUACAAGUUGCCCAACCAUGCAGUUUUUUUUAGCCUUUCAUUAAAUAAAAAUGCCCUACACUGAUCCUUAUCAGUGAAUAAUCAGAGUACAAUUGCCCCUGUUAACCUCUUCUGUCAUAUUAAACUUGAAUCUAUGUUAUCCUGCCUUCUGUAAUGCUUAUAUUAUUUAUAUACUACCAUCAGCUUUAAGGGCCAAUUACUGAUGCUUUCAUAGGGACUAUUUCUGUUUCUAACACCCUAGACACAUUUUGGUUUCUUAAUUGCAAAAUAUCAAUUAUAAAAAUGUUCCUUACUAAUUAAUAAAAAUAAAUAAGAUCUUGCAAAAAUGUUUUACAUUUAUCCCAUGCAAAAUAUUUAGGAUUGAAUUAAUUUAAAGUUUUAUCACACUAGGACAUCUGAAUACUUUCAAGCAUGAUAUUCUUGUGGUUUCUCUAUCACAGACAAAUUGUGUGUUUUAUGUGUUUUGUGUUGUGUUACCCAUUUUUUUUUUUUUUAUAAAAGAGACUAUUUCUUUUGUGUUGCUUUUGUUGUGUGUUUGUGUGUUUAUUUUUUACCACAUGCAUUUUGGAGACUGUCAUUUAAAAAUAAAAAUCAAUAAAGAUUUUCUCAUCCUUCCAA
Clarias gariepinus (North African catfish) is the source of this 1389-nucleotide messenger RNA. It is a transcript of the gene tmem35, whose product is annotated as transmembrane protein 35. Gene Ontology annotation, cellular component: endoplasmic reticulum. NCBI's taxonomy places the organism in Eukaryota, Metazoa, Chordata, Actinopteri, Siluriformes, Clariidae. Gene Ontology annotation, biological process: positive regulation of protein localization to cell surface; chaperone-mediated protein complex assembly. The record is from RefSeq and is a predicted model, not a curated record. The transcript has 2 exons. Gene Ontology annotation, molecular function: acetylcholine receptor regulator activity. The coding region runs from base 172 to 654 and encodes 160 amino acids.